AUGCCGGCCACUGAGAGACCCCCGCAAACCCUCUACGACAAGGUGCUGUCGCACCACGUCGUGGACGAGAAGCUCGACGGCACAAUCCUCCUCUACAUCGACAGACAUUUGGUCCACGAGGUGACAUCACCGCAAGCGUUUGAGGGCCUCAAGAAUGCCGGCCGCAAGGUCCGGAGACCGGACUGCACCCUGGCCACCACCGACCACAAUGUGCCGACCACGUCCCGCAAGGCCCUGAAGGACAUUGCCUCCUUCAUCGACGAAGACGACUCGCGCACCCAGUGCGUCACCCUCGAGGAGAACGUCAAGGACUUUGGCCUGACGUACUUUGGCCUGGGCGACAAGCGCCAGGGCAUUGUCCACGUUAUCGGACCCGAGCAGGGCUUCACCUUGCCCGGCACCACUGUCGUCUGCGGCGACAGCCACACCUCGACGCAUGGCGCGUUCGGCGCCCUGGCCUUUGGCAUUGGCACCAGUGAGGUCGAGCACGUCCUUGCCACGCAGUGCCUCAUCACCAAGCGCUCCAAGAACAUGCGCAUUCAGGUCGACGGCGAGCUGGCCCCCGGAGUCAGCUCCAAGGACGUUGUCCUCCACGCCAUUGGCAAGAUUGGCACCGCCGGCGGUACUGGUGCUGUCAUCGAGUUCUGCGGCUCCGUCAUCCGCGCCCUCAGCAUGGAGGCCCGCAUGUCCAUCUGCAACAUGUCCAUCGAGGGCGGAGCCCGCGCCGGCAUGGUUGCCCCGGAUGAGACCACCUUUGAGUAUCUCAAGGGCCGGCCCCUGGCCCCCAAGUAUGGCUCCGCCGAGUGGGACGCCGCCGUGUCGUUCUGGAAGUCGCUGCGAUCCGACCCGGACGCCAAGUACGACGUCGACGUCUUCAUCGACGCCAAGGACAUCAUCCCCACCGUCACCUGGGGUACCAGCCCCGAGGACGUGAUCCCCAUCACGGGCGUCGUCCCCGACCCGGAGACGUUUGCCACCGAGACCAAGAAGGCCUCUGGCCGGCGCAUGCUCGAGUACAUGGGCCUCACCGCCGGCACGCCCAUGGAGGACAUCUCUGUCGACAAGGUCUUCAUCGGCUCCUGCACAAACUCGCGCAUCGAGGACCUGCGCGCCGCCGCCCACGUUGUCAAGGGCCGCCGGGUCGCCCCCAACAUCAAGCGCGCCAUGGUGGUCCCCGGCUCUGGCUUGGUCAAGACCCAAGCCGAGGAGGAGGGACUGGACCAGAUCUUCGUGGACGCUGGCUUUGAGUGGCGAGAGGCCGGCUGCAGCAUGUGCCUCGGCAUGAACCCGGAUAUCCUGUCGCCCAAGGAGCGCUGCGCCAGCACGUCAAACCGAAACUUUGAGGGUCGUCAGGGUGCCCAGGGCCGGACACAUCUCAUGUCUCCCGUCAUGGCCGCCGCGGCCGCCAUUGUCGGCAAGCUGGCCGACGUCCGCAAGCUCGCCGAGUACGGCGCCAGCCCCCACGUCCAGGCGAGGAUCUCGCCGUCGGCCACGCCCCGCAUCGACGAGAGAGUCGAGGAGGAUGAGCACGAGAGGGAGAUGAUUUGCGACCAGCCCGAAGACUCGUCGCCUCAGACCAACACGCACGCCCCCCACACGGGAGCGUCCGCCGGCCUGCCCAAGUUCCUCACCCUCAAGGGCAUCGCCGCGCCCCUCGAGAUGGCCAACGUCGACACGGACGCCAUCAUCCCCAAGCAGUUCCUCAAGACCAUCAAGCGCACCGGCCUGGGCACCGCGCUGUUCCACGCCCUGCGCUACAACCCCGACGGCUCCGAGAACCCCGAGUUCGUGCUGAACCAGGAGCCGUACCGCGGCGCAAAGAUCCUCGUCUGCACGGGCGCCAACUUUGGCUGCGGCAGCUCCCGCGAGCACGCCCCCUGGGCGCUGCUCGACUUUGGCAUCAAGUGCGUCAUCGCGCCCUCGUUUGCCGACAUCUUCUUCAACAACACGUUCAAGAACGGCAUGCUGCCCAUCCAGAUCGCCAACAAGGCCGACCUCGAGGCCAUCGCCGACGAGGCCCGCGCCGGCCGCGACGUCGAGGUGGACCUGCCGGCGCAGGCCAUCAAGAACUCGGCCGGCGACACCAUCUGCCGCUUCGACGUGGAGGAGUUCCGCAAGCACUGCCUGGUCGACGGUCUCGACGACAUUGGCCUGACGAUGCAGCUCGAGGACAAGAUCACGGCCUUUGAGCGCAAGAUGACGGAGCAGACGCCCUGGCUCGACGGGUCGGGCUACCUGCGCCGCAACGGCCGCGGCGGCAAGCUGCCCGUCAAGGCGGUGCCGGUGCCCAAGACGAACCGUGGGGAGGAGAAGAAGGAGCCGCUCGAGUGGUAA
This is a messenger RNA of Purpureocillium lilacinum, 2334 nucleotides long. RefSeq names its product 3-isopropylmalate dehydratase. NCBI's taxonomy places the organism in Eukaryota, Fungi, Ascomycota, Sordariomycetes, Hypocreales, Ophiocordycipitaceae. Gene Ontology annotation, cellular component: 3-isopropylmalate dehydratase complex. Gene Ontology annotation, biological process: L-leucine biosynthetic process. The record is from RefSeq and is a predicted model, not a curated record. Gene Ontology annotation, molecular function: 4 iron, 4 sulfur cluster binding; 3-isopropylmalate dehydratase activity.